AUGGCAAUAGUUUUAUCCAUUGUGAUUGUUUUAUUUAUCGUUGGUUUAACUGUUACUCGAUUUUAUACAUAUUUUAAACGACCUAAAAAACAAUCAAAAGAUGUAUCUUAUAGUAUAUCAAGAUAUUGGCGUCGACAAUUUGCAUCAGUAUCAUUUGAUAGUAUUAAUCCAUCACCACCAAUAAGUAAUAAUAAUUCUCAAACAAAUCAAGAAACAAAUGAAGUAACACGAAUUAUAAAAAGUUCAUUUUCAUGGCCUGAAUCAACAUUAAUUAAUCAACAAAAACAACAACAUGAAAAAGAAGAAUGUUCAUCAACACUAUCAUCAUCAUCAUUAUCACAUUCAUCAACAAUGGAACAUAUUAAUGAACCAGCUUCAUUUAUAUUUAGCUUACGAUGGAAUGAAACUAUUGGAUCAUUAUUUGUUCGUGUUAUUAGUGCACAAAAUCUUUUUGUUUAUCGUCGUCAUCGACAGCCAACAUUAAUUGAUUCGUAUGUACGUAUUGAACUUAUAUCAGCAGAUAAUGAUAAUAAUACACAAGAACCUUAUCAAUCAAUGCGUACUCAUAUUAUUAAAAAAAAUAAUCAUCCUAUUUAUGAUGAAUUAUUUGAAUUUUCUAAUAUUCGUCAAAUAAAUAAUACUAAUAAUUUAUCUCUUCUUUUUACUAUAUUAACUUAUGAUACAUUUACACGAGAUGAAAUUCUUGGACAAGUUAUAUUUCCUAUUAUUUUACCGGAUGGAACAACAUCAAAUGCUCUUCAAUCAAAUGAAGUAACAUUUACAGAAGAUAUAACACCACGACAUAAACAGUUUUGUAAUCAACAACUUGGUCAAAUGCUCAUUUCAUUAUGUUAUCAACCAAUUGACAGUACAAUAACAUUAAUUGUUUUAAAAGCAUCAAAUUUACCUCGUAUAAGUACAACAAGACUAAUAAAUCCUUAUUUUAAAAUUUAUAUGUUCUAUAAAGGACAACGUAUAAUUAAAAAACGAAGUACUAUUAAACGAUCAACACAAUGUCCUGUUUAUAAUGAAUGUUUUACAUUCCAUAUACCUGAUAAUGAUUUAAAAAAUAUUCAUUUUGAUAUAAUACUUUUUGAUUAUGAUCAUCAUAUGAAACAUGAACCAAUUGGUACAUUUUCAAUCGGAAAUAAUACUAAUGAAAUUAAUCAACAUUGGAAUGAUGCAUGCCAUCGACAAAUAACGAAACAAAUAGCUCAAUGGUAUCAAUUAAAACCAUUUAGUAUAUUAAAUUAUUAA
This is a messenger RNA of Rotaria sp. Silwood2, 1257 nucleotides long. The record is from the annotation of a GenBank genome assembly. NCBI's taxonomy places the organism in Eukaryota, Metazoa, Rotifera, Eurotatoria, Philodinida, Philodinidae.